AUGCUAAAGACACUAACCAAGGAAGAUGAGGAAGAGAUUGAGAGGGAGAAAGUGAUGACUCCUCAAAGUGAAGAAGGGGAAGAGGUCAAUCAAGAGAUUGAGGAGAGUGAGCAUGAGAGCAAUGAGAAUGUGCCCAUGGAGGAGGGAGUCAGAGGAAGAGAGGAUGAGCUCCCCAUGUACCAAGAGCACUACAAUGCUCUCUUCUCCAUGGACUUUGUGGAGACCAAGUACCCACAUGAUGACACAAUGAGGCUCUUGGGAUCUUUGAGGAUGUGGAGCUAG
Molecule: messenger RNA, 282 nt
Organism: Microthlaspi erraticum
Lineage: Eukaryota; Viridiplantae; Streptophyta; Magnoliopsida; Brassicales; Brassicaceae
Source: the annotation of a GenBank genome assembly